Molecule: messenger RNA, 4612 nt
Organism: Pimephales promelas (fathead minnow)
Lineage: Eukaryota; Metazoa; Chordata; Actinopteri; Cypriniformes; Leuciscidae
Gene: lin54
Product: lin-54 DREAM MuvB core complex component
Biological process (GO): regulation of DNA-templated transcription
Cellular component (GO): nucleus
Source: RefSeq, a predicted model, not a curated record
UCACAGUUUUCUAAGCUCUCUGUUUUAUAUAAAUAUAUUUGUCAUUAAGACUUAUAGAGUAAGUUAGUAAAGUGGCUUUUGUUUGUCUGACGAACUAUUACGUUUUUAUUUCACAUACUUUUUUUGUACUAAUGCCUUUUAAUCAAAAUCAUAACACUAACUGCACAAGUUUUGGAAUGAAAAGGUUUUGGGUGUUUUACUCGUGUGUUUGGUUAUGUUUUCUUAGUCCGGGUGAAUGACAGCUUCAGUCUCCGUUCAUGUUCACUGGAUGAAAGACGUGCAAUGAUAGUUACUGGUGCGGCUGUCAUUCUGACAAACACUUUUUAUUGUUCCAGUGAAGAUCAAGUUCAAAUCGAAUGACGACAGAUUAAUAGUUUUAACUGUCAAAAUCAAUAAUUGCGAACGUCAUUUGUCUACACUUCGCCCACGUUUGUGCUCUAACUAUAACAAAACAAUAAAUUAAGUUGUUGUUUUCUUCUUCUCCUGUUUCUCGUUUCCGAACUGAUGACGAGAUGAAAAUGGCGGAUCUUUCGAAAUCCAGCCCGGCCUGAAAUAGACCCUCAGCUCGUGUUAAACUCUCUCUAUCAGGACUCAAACCGAGAGGAAAACACCCCAGUCUACAGUAACUUUCGUGCUGUCAUCCGUGUCUUGUAAAUAUCGAUAUUUCCAUGACAACGGAAUAGACAGGAAAGCAGGCGCGUCGAAUAUCAACAAACUCCAGCUGACGCGAAACUGACUGUCUCUCAUUGAAGUCACUGUUAAGUGUGUUUUGAGUAUCUUUGUGCACAAUGGAUGUGGUGUCACCUGAGCUCAACAGCCUCCUGCCUGACGAAAUCAUGGACACGGAAGCUAUCGCAAUGGAAGAGGACCUUCCUGCCGAGCACCUCGCUCCUCCUCCUCCUAAAUCUGAACCAGAGCCAGCGCAGGUUCCUAUGGAAACAGAGGUGCCUGAAAUCGUCAGCCUGUGUCCAGCCACCACGUCUGUGCAGAUGACCUCCACCUCCACUAAUGCUCAGUGUAGCACCAGCACGGGAACUCAACUCCUCCUCGCCUCGUCCGGACUCAUGGCGGUCGCCACCACAACCUCUGCCAAAACCACCAGUCCUGCAUUGACUCAAAGCCUCCCCAAAAUCUCCAGCGUUACUGUCCCAGCCAACCACCAGCUCAUCAUCAAUAAAGUGGCCAGCUCCCCCGCUGCGGAUGGCAAGCCUCCAGGCGCUGCUGUGCUCAAGCAAGAGGGGCAGAAACUCCUGGUUGCUGGUCUCAGUAAAACAGGGCAGCCUAUUAUGUUGGCUCUGCCUCACACUUGGAACAAGCCCGCCACUACCCAGGGCACAGGGGAUGGCAAGGCCCAGCCGACGCAGAUCAAGAUGGUGACGGCCGUAGGGAAGCCUGUGAUCGCUGUGAGCUCAGCCAGUCAGCUGAUGGGCUCCUCCACCACACUGCAGGCCCAGCAGCUGAAGACCCUUCAGAUCACAAAGAAACCACCAGUGUCUACGGCUGGACCAAUGAUAACAAAGCUCAUCAUUACAAAGGCCCUGAACAGUAAAGCACUGACCAGCCCAGCUUCAGUGUCUCCUGUAGUGACUGGGCGAGUUCUUACCCAGAGUACCCCAGUGACACCUCCACGCACCAUCUCCAUUGGCGAGGCCAUCAGCACUGUGACACAGAAUACAUCUGGUAACAGCAAAGUCGCCAUCUCGCCUCUCAAGUCUCCCAGCAAGGUCUUGAAUCUUUCAAAUUUGACUGUGGUUUCGGUGGCCAGUCAGUCUCCAAACUCACCCCAGAAGUCUGUGACCCUGCCGCUCAAUGUGGCUCUAGGCCAGCAAAUCCUCACGGUUCAACAGUCUGCCACCACUAGUCCAGCUAAAGCAGGAACCAGCCAGUCCACCGCACGGGCUGCAAAGCCGAUGCAGACGGUUACAGUGGGAGGGAUGGGAACAUCCCAGUUCAAGACCAUUAUCCCCCUCUCCACACCUCCUAACGUUCAGCAGAUCCAGGUGCCGGGCAGUCGCUUUCAUUACGUGCGGCUGGUAACGGCCACCACCGGCGGCGGCACGGCACAGACAGGCGCCAGCAUCAACACCAAUCCCUCCAUCCAACCAGCCAAGUCUGUGAUGAUGAACACUGCGGUACGGAUGUCUGUACCCAUCGUCUCGGCACAGACCGUCAAACAGGUUGUACCCAAACCCUUGACGUCAGCAGCUCAGGUGGUGACAACCAGUCAGACCCCCCAGCGUCUCAUCAUGCCAGCCACUCAUCUGCCACAGAUCCAGCCCAACCUCACCAACCUGCCGCCAGGCACUGUGCUCGCGCCCGCCCACGGCUCUGGAAACAUGGGCUACGCUGUGUUGCCGGCCCCAUACGUUGCGCAGAUCCCCCAGCCUGCGUUUGUGACUUUGACCAGCAGCUCCACCUUCUCAACAGCCACUCCCAUACAGACUCAAGCCAGGCUUUCACUCAACGGUUUAUCAACGUCAGAAGCAACCUCAAGGCCGAGGAAACCCUGCAACUGCACACGGUCACAGUGUCUGAAAUUGUAUUGUGAUUGCUUUGCCAAUGGUGAGUUCUGCAAUAACUGUAACUGUGUGAACUGCUUCAACAACCUUGAUCAUGAGAGUGAAAGACUGAAGGCCAUCAAGGCGUGUUUAGACAGAAACCCUGUGGCUUUCAAACCCAAGAUCGGUAAAGGCAAACAAGGAGAGUCGGACAGGAGACACAGCAAAGGCUGCAAUUGUAAGAAAUCUGGCUGUCUGAAAAACUACUGCGAGUGUUAUGAGGCAAAGAUCAUGUGUUCGUCCAUCUGCAAAUGUAUGGGCUGCAAGAACUUUGAGGAGAGUCCUGAGAGGAAGACGCUGAUGCACUUGGCCGACGCUGCAGAGGUGCGGGUCCAGCAGCAAACGGCAGCCAAAACCAAACUGUCCUCACAGAUCUCAGAUCUGCUCACCAGAACCACACCAGCCCUCACCAGUGGAGGCGGGAAGUUGCCGUACACAUUCGUAACAAAGGACGUGGCGGAGGCGACGUGUGACUGUUUGCUGGAGCAAGCGGAGCAGGCGGAGCUGGCCAACCAGCCUCAGGCCGUGGCAGAGCGCCUCAUCCUGGAGGAGUUCGGGCGCUGCCUCAGGAGAAUCAUCAGUUUUGCUGGCAAAGCCAAGACGGACUGUCCCAUCAACUGCUAGACCUGAGCCUGGCAAAGCCAUGACAGAACCCUUCAACCCGCCCGCUUGGGUCCCACAGCCCGGUGCGCUGCCCAACCCAGAGUGGCGGUCCACAGAGGGCACUUCUGCCCGCCCCUCAUAUGGACUCACGGGGCUUCCAAUGAAGAGAGACCAAGCAGAACUUCCCAUUGGCCUCUGACACAGCAGAUGUAAUGUGUGUCCGUCGAGCCGGAGGGCACACUAUAUUCAGUAGGAGGACUACAGUACUCGAGUGUAGCCCCUGCAAGAGGACUUGCACUGUUUGCUUUCCUGGAAGGGGAUUUAUUUUAGAACAAUCGAUACAAUUUUAAGGUAGUUUUGUUUUUGUUUGGCAACAUUUUCCACUUUUAAAUGUGUAAUCAUGCUAUUUGUUUGUCUUUUAAAACUGGAUUUUCAUAUUACCAUUCAGAGUCGUCAGAACGCCCUUUUUUUUUCUUACUGCUAAUAACCUCGGUAUACGUCCGGAUGCGGAAGGAACUUCCCUGCACAUGUCAUUAGCCGUCUGAUCAUGACUUGUAUACAGUAAGUAGCCUGUACUGUAGCUUCAAUAUAUUUAUUUGCUUGCAGCAGAUUUUUGUUCCUUGAGCAGAAUCGGGUUCCUUCUUCCUCGUUCCAAGAAUACGCACCGUACUCCAUCCCGGACCGGACAAGCCUGAAGCAGAGCAUGAAGCGGUACAGAGAUCCUGUAUCCUGAAAGUGCUUUUCAGCCAUUAUAUAUUGGAUAAGAUUAGAUUGAAAUCUUUACUAAUGAGAAAAACGAUCCGCUAAAUAAUAAUCAGUCUUAAAGAUUGUUUGAAUAUGCUUCUUCAUCUCAGUUUACAGGUAUAUUAAGAACCUCCUGAAUGAUUGUGGGAAUUGUUUUCUCUAGGUUUGUUUUUGUUUAUUUUUUUGGCAUUUGCUAGUUAAUGAGCUUUGUCAGGGUUUAAUUAAACCAGACCUUUGCAUACAUGAAGUCGACACAUGGAGUCGCUGAAAUGCUUUAUGAAGAACAUGUCCAGUCUAUUUUAUUACAUCCCAAAAUGAAAUGAAUAUUUCGUUAUUGAAGGAACCCCCCCCCCCCCCCCAUUAUCAUUAUGCAUAAAAUGAGAAUUAUUAUUUACUCAUUAGUGUAAUUAUCUACAGUUACAGUUUGUUUGUUUUUUGUAAUGUUAAUUAAAAUGAGUUUUUUGUUUGCAAACAAUUUUUAUAAACAAUUUAAGAUAAUUGUGUAUGCUAAAAAGAAACUCUUGUUCUCAUUAAUGUACAAUUGCUUAGCAGUAAUGAUUGUAAUUAUUUAGCAGUGAUGAAAAUAUCUAAAAUAACCAUUACAAGUAGUGAUGUUCAUUGUUAUGAUGUACAGAUUUCUUUUUCAUUUUAGUAACAAAAUUAAUUUAAUAGUAAUGAGAAUCAAUGAAAUUUUCUUUGCUUGUAUA